This is a messenger RNA of Sinocyclocheilus grahami, 2941 nucleotides long. Its product is annotated as PRKC apoptosis WT1 regulator protein-like. NCBI's taxonomy places the organism in Eukaryota, Metazoa, Chordata, Actinopteri, Cypriniformes, Cyprinidae. Bases 611 to 1696 code for a protein of 361 amino acids. Gene Ontology annotation, biological process: positive regulation of apoptotic process; apoptotic process. The transcript has 7 exons. Gene Ontology annotation, cellular component: cytoplasm. The record is from RefSeq and is a predicted model, not a curated record.
CCAGCAUUUCCAGCAUAACCAACAACAAACUGUGCAAUGUAAAAUAAUAGUGCAAACAAUAUACAAUAAUAUUGUAUCAUUAUUAGUGCAAAAUAAAUUAAAACUAAGGUGAAAUAAUAUAAACUAACAGUGCAGGGUAAACUAAGAAAAUACUAGUAAUUUUUUUUUUAAAAUUUAAUUAAGUAAAAAAAAAAAAAUGUAUUGCUAAAUGUGAAAAUUGUAACAUCAACUCUCUGUCGCCUUCCUUUCGGCUAUUUCCGUUGAUUUCCGUAACUACUCGGAAACUGUUCAGAAGAGGGGGCAGGACUCGGCGCUCGAGUGCGCCUGUAACUAAUCCAGUUCAUUCCACCGGAUCAGUUCACCUGAACUCCUGACGAAUGUUUAUGGGCGCGCAGGUGAGCUUUACCGGAUACUAUCUUUCGAGACGGUACUUACUCGACAGUUUUUUAGCCUUUUAAUAGUUUCGGUCAACUUUAAAAGCGGACUUUGUGAUUAUUUUAAACCAACCUCCAAACACUUCUGAGGAAUGCGGCGGAACUGAACCAAUACUGUUUACUGUCUGUGUUUACAAAGUGAUUCGGGUCGCGCGAGUCAAUCUUAAAAGGAAGUCAUGGCAACAGGAGGAUUUAAAUCUAACAGCGCGACAGACUUUCUGGAGGAAUGGAAAGCAAAGCGCGAGAAGAUGAGAGCAAAGAUGCUUGGAGAUAUCGCCGCCGCCACCGGGAGAACCGGUGAGUUAAACAACAACGGCAGCUCGGUUAACGUUAACUGCGUCUCUUCUACGUCCUCCUAUCCGGUGGCCCUGUCUUCCUCCUCGUCCGCUCUGAAACGACCGGAGGACGAGCCAAAGAAACCCGAGCAGCCCGGGGAAAACUUGAAGACGCCGGAGAAAGUGAGUGGAGUGCCGCAGGCGGAGAGCGCGAGCCCCACUGGUGUGGAUGACAGUGAUAAGGAGAGUCCCACACACAGCAAGAGCAAAGAGAAGAAGAGCUCGGGACCCAGUGCCAGAAAGGGCAAAGGACAGAUAGAGAAAAGGAAGUUAAGAGAGAAGAGGAGGUCAACGGGGGUUGUCAGCAUACCGUCCAGUGAGAGCUUGGAUGAGCUUGAUGACGAUGACGGAGAAGAGAAGGAGAAGAAGAUGGAAGAAAGUCUUACGCAGCACAACACGGUCCAGAACGAGGCGAUGACCUCUGACCCCGGAGCGGCCCACUCGAUACAGAGAGGAAACGUGACCCAGGAUCACAUCAGCAUCAUCUUUUUGACUUUUUAUUUUGGAGUUUUAAAACCGAACUUCAGGGAUGCUCAGGCCACGACAACAUGGUUGGAUGCACAUGAUGUGUCUCUGGAUAUUCACUGUAGUCUGUUCAAGAAAUGGUUUUGCACUCAAAAAUGUGUCUUUUUGUUUUUGUGCAGCGAUGAAGACGGAAACGGACAUCGCCACGAAAGGGAAGACAGCGGUGCCGCGCCCACAACCCUGGAGAGAAGGAUAGAGGAGCUAGAAAGGGAGCUGGCCGCGGAGAGACAGGAGACCGGUCGCCUGUUGAAGGCCCACCAGGAUAAUGACGAGCUGAUCGUUAAGCUGAAGGAGGAGAUCGACCUGCUAAACCAGGAUCUGGAUGAUAUUGAAGAUGAGAAUGAGCAGCUCAAACAGGAAAAUAAGACCUUGCUCAAAGUGGUCGGCCAGCUCACCAGGUAGAACCCGGCGACCCGAGGAUGGCUGAAAUGGAUUCUGCGUCUAGCUGCGAUGGCCGGAGGGAUUUGCUGAACGAUGCGACCGCCUCUCGCCUCUGUCCUUUACGUGUUCUGCUCUGGUCUUACGUGUCUGUCCGUGUUGUCGUCACUCUAUGGAAGAGGAUGCGUGCGUGCCUUGGGGAGGCUUUGAGAACACGGACCUCUGGAUGUUGAACCAAGCCGCUCGAUGUGGUGUUACUCGACGCAUCCCGCUUUUACGAGGGUUGUCGAAAGGAACUUGCCUUUUAUUUAAUGUAAAUGUGUGUGUACAUAGGCUACGCUGACUGUUCUUUUAAGACUUACGCAGGACAACGAAAAGGGGAAAUGCCUUUGAAUAUAUGGGGCGGCACCAAAUUUAUUUUCUUUCGUUUUUAUUCUUCAAGCUCAGAGGCUUUUUUUACAAUCAAAUCUCAAAUCGUUCAUCCAAUUGCACAUCUUUGCUAUAUUGGGAUGAUAGACGCAUUCUGCCUGUUUCUCUCACGCUUUCAAAGGACUGCUUUUGGGAUAUUUCAGCUUUAAGGGCUCCUCUAUCAGUUAAAAGUGGCCACAAUUGCCUUUACAUUUAAAGUCUGUCUCUUUAACACACAUCACUUCUAUUACCCAUGAGUCCAAGAAGUGCCUGUUAGACAGGAGCCCACAUCUAAACUUAAACUGGGUAACUGAUCCUCCCCGGUGGUUGGCGGUACUAGGUGCAAUUCUGUGUUUCGGCCUCCGAGAGCAUGAUGCUACGAACAUGUUUCUGGCUUGGAGCUUGCAAAUGCUGUAAUGAAUAUUAUGUUAUUGUCUGAUUUUAAAAAUUUUACACACUGUUCAAAUGUUUACAAGUUGUUUAAACUCUUGGUAUCAAUAGAUGUAGCUGUUCAUCAUGUACGGUUAACGCGACGUAUAGCCUGCGUAUAUAGGAUGCUGCUGUGCAUCUUUCAAAUAACCAAAUCGAUUGAAGGCGUUAUUAAGCAUGUUCAUGUGGUCUCUCAUAGCUGAAAAAGACGGGGAUAUGACAUUACAUUUAAUUGUGAUUGCAAGGUCACCACUUUGGGGUUCAUAUCUACAGUGAUGCUAAUCUACAGUGCUAAUGAAAUCUAUUCUAUGAAGUCAUUUGAGGGGGUAUCUUUUUCUUUUGGUUUUAGACUGUAUUGGGGUGGGAGAUAUCUGCAUCCCACUGCUUUACAUAAUGCAUGUACAGAAGAUUAAAUAAAAGUUUCAAUAAAAA